Lottia gigantea (owl limpet) is the source of this 240-nucleotide messenger RNA. RefSeq lists its product as hypothetical. Gene Ontology annotation, molecular function: chitin binding. The record is from RefSeq and is a predicted model, not a curated record. The transcript has a single exon. The annotation marks the transcript as partial. Gene Ontology annotation, cellular component: extracellular region. NCBI's taxonomy places the organism in Eukaryota, Metazoa, Mollusca, Gastropoda, Lottiidae.
CGAGAUUUCUCCAAAUAUUAUGAAUGCCUAGACAACCAACCUGUGCUCAAAUCAUGCUCAUAUGGCUACAAAUUUGACACAACGUCCACAAGCUGCGUCAAGAUCUGCACCUCUUUCGGUACUGAAACCGUUGGGUAUCCAUCCGAUUGUUUCAAGUAUGUUCAAUGUGUCUGGGGUAUGGCUGUGGUCAUGAAUUGUCCACCAGGUACGGCUUGGUCCAGAGCCUUGAAUCUCUGCGAC